Molecule: messenger RNA, 1290 nt
Organism: Engraulis encrasicolus (European anchovy)
Lineage: Eukaryota; Metazoa; Chordata; Actinopteri; Clupeiformes; Engraulidae
Gene: opn4.1
Product: opsin 4.1
Exons: 1
Coding region: 16-1290 (424 amino acids)
Biological process (GO): visual perception; phototransduction; cellular response to light stimulus
Cellular component (GO): plasma membrane
Molecular function (GO): G protein-coupled photoreceptor activity
Source: RefSeq, a predicted model, not a curated record
GGAAAUGCGCUGGUCAUGUACGUGUUCUGCCGCAGCCGCAGCCUCCGCACGCCUGGCAACAUGUUCGUGGUGAACCUGGCGGUGGCCGACCUCCUCAUGUCCCUGACGCAGGCCCCCGUGUUCUUCGUGGCCAGCAUGCACCGCCGCUGGGUGUUUGGCGAGCGCGCCUGCGAGCUGUACGCCUUCUGCGGCGCACUCUUCGGCAUCUGCUCCAUGAUGACCCUGACGGCCAUCGCGGUGGACAGGUGCGUGGCCAUCACGCAGCCGCUGGCCUUCCUCUGCCAGGUGAGCCGGCGGCGGGUGGGCGUGGUGCUGCUGGUGGUGUGGCUGUACUCACUCGGAUGGAGCCUGCCGCCUUUUUUCGGCUGGAGCGCGUACGUGCCGGAGGGCCUGCAGACCUCCUGCUCCUGGGACUACAUGAGCUUCACGAGCUCGGUGAGAGCCUACACCAUCCUGCUGUUCACCUUCGUGUUCUUCAUCCCGCUGGGCAUCAUCGGUGGCUGCUACUCGGCCAUUUUCCGGGCCAUCAGGAUCGCACGCAAGGAGAUUAAGGACAUCACCUGCGGACAGGCCAGUAAGGUGUUCGAGCGCAUGCAGAGUGAGUGGAGAAUGGCCAAGGUGGCUCUGCUGGUCAUCUCGCUCUUCGUCCUCUCCUGGUCGCCCUACUCCGUGGUGGCACUCACCGCCACAGCCGGCUACUCCCACCUCCUCACCCCUUACAUGAACUCGGUGCCCGCCGUGAUCGCCAAGGCCUCCGCCAUCCACAACCCCAUAAUCUACGCCAUCACGCACCCCAAGUACCGGGUGGCCAUCGCCCGGCACGUGCCCAUACUCCGCCGGCUGCUGCGCGUGGGCGAGAAGGACCUCCGCUUGUCCUUCAGCUCCAGCAGCGGUGCGUCCUCUCGCCGACCCACUCUCAGCAGCCAGUGCUCCCUCGGCAUGGGGGCAGUGGUGGGGCCCACCAACACCAGCAAGCCCAGUGGCCGCUGGGCCAAGACACGCCUCUCCUCCGCCUCGGACACGGACUCCUGCUGGACGGAGAGCGAGGCGGACGCCAACAGCGUGAGCUCUCUUACCACGGACCGGCGGGUCUCCACGGAGAUCUCCCCGGAUACGGCGGUUCCGGUCCUGCCUCAGCACCUGGCGGCCAUGACCCAGAAGGCUUUGAUGUCGGACAGAGUCAACAACCAGUCCACGUCUUUGAACACAUCUGGACUGACAGAUGGCACAGACACCCCUGCUGUGGCUGAUGGCAAAGCUUUCCUGCUCUCUGCUGACCAAAUGUGUUAA